Messenger RNA from Haplochromis burtoni (Burton's mouthbrooder), 5059 nucleotides. It is a transcript of the gene ccsapb, whose product is annotated as centriole, cilia and spindle-associated protein b. Lineage: Eukaryota; Metazoa; Chordata; Actinopteri; Cichliformes; Cichlidae. Gene Ontology annotation, biological process: regulation of mitotic spindle assembly. The transcript is spliced from 5 exons. The coding region runs from base 884 to 1729 and encodes 281 amino acids. Gene Ontology annotation, cellular component: ciliary transition zone; spindle; cytoskeleton. Gene Ontology annotation, molecular function: microtubule binding. The record is from RefSeq and is a predicted model, not a curated record.
AUUCAACAAAUCCUGCAAGAACUGUGAGAAAUAAACUGGGAUAACCACUAAACGAAACAUAGUGCGGCUAAUUGUUCCACGAAAGACCAGGUGCAGGGCGCAUUCAUGGACAUCUAAACGCGAGCUGGCACUAAUGUCUGGAUCAUAUUUGGAUGGACGAGAGGCAGGGGGAGGGGCUGCUAGGUGAAAGAGGUAUUGAAGGGCGACGCCUUCGAGCGGUUGCCGACAGUCGGUGUUUGACUUGCCAGGAAUGCGCGAAGGCAGCAGCAGCAGCUCAGCCUUUUAGACUGACUGGAUUAGUAGCAUAUCCGACACCUGACACCCUCCCUCCACGACCAUAGGAGCUCACCCACCGGCCCCCAGACCAUCUUUAGACACAACCAGACUCCGGGUACCGUGGGUCAUCUCCGCAGGAUUAUACCUUAUAUGCAUAUAAGCUCACAGGUUAUGUAGAUGUAGGUUUGGGAGUAGGCUGCAGGCGCGCACAUCAUUUAUAGCACCCGAGUAGCCUAUUGUAAGCCAACAUGUUUCCUGUUUUCCCCCCUACAGAGCACCAUUUAUCUUAAUUAACAAGUUGGCCUAGGUGUAAUCACUGAAGCCUAAACGGCUCAUACCUUAUACGACAAAAACAAACUGUAUUUCCAUCCUCUUUUGCCAUUUUGUACAAGUUCCAUGGCCGCACAGACGGCAUUCCUGACACCCCGGCGCGGGGCCACCUGUUGCGGGUGUGUUUGGCUUUUUAAAAACGUCAUCAGGUGGGCGGAGCUAAGCUCGGAGACGCAGUCCCGUGUGUGAUUACAGCAGCGGCACUGUGAACGCCAUCUGUCCUGCUCUGCUUCCGUGAAAUCCGACCCCGGUUUUAUAGAGUUUUCAGAGGAGCAAGAUGGUGGCGAAGAGGAUCCGCUCGGAGUACAUGAAGAAGUUCAAAGAUCCCAAAUGGGACACGUACACUAAAUGUUACGAGGAGAUGUUGAAGUACAGGCUGACCCGCAGGCUGCUGGAACACACGCACAACCCCUGGUUCUGGAGCGGCUCCGAUACUGACUCGGACUCGGGAGGUAGAAGUCCUCCUAUUCCUCCAAGCAAGAACCAGGUACGGGACCAGGAGGAUACCGGUGGCCGCCCGGAGGCUGAGCUCGAGGAGUGUGGGGGUGCGAGGACGGACACACAACAGGAGCAGAGCAGAACCUCGGGGCCCGUACCCAGGCUUCCUAUUCAAGAAGAGGAGGAGGAUACAGGGCCUGCUGCACAGUCUGCACUUCAUGCAUCUGAUGCUAUGAGGGAGACAAAGGUACUACAAGAGGAGCAGAGAGCCAGCAACAGAGAGAGAGACUCUGAAGGACCCCGACCACAGCAGAGUAAACCCUCAAAGUCCUUGAGGCAACCCCGGCGAUCACAGCGGGUCAGGCCUGCACCAUCUCGACUGCCCAGAGAGGACAGUAAGGAGAGCAGACAUCCUUUCGCCUUGUAUGGGUCGGGGGAGAAAGAUGCAGACACUGCAGGAAGGAAGACGCACAACGUCGGCCCAGUGGCUUCGACUAAUGAGAUCUAUGAAUCAGCUCUGCGUGCUAAGACCAGGCGGGAGGUGGAGCGUCAUAUCCAGACUCAGCGGUCUGAGCGGCGGAGAGCCAAGUCUGCUGACCUGGACAAGGCCAGAAAAGUGGUCCAACCUGAGUUCAACCCCUGGCUAACUGAGUACAUGCGUUGCUUUUCGGCUCGCUCGCGAUAGGACACAAACCGGAAAAAAGACCCUCUACAUCAGGAUGACUCUAGACAACAAACACAAAACUGAAGCCAUCACUGCCUCUCGCCUCUAAAGUUUAAACUUCAAGUGGCCGAGUAGGACUAUAUUUAUACUGGGAUUACUUUUAAUGUUCCCUACUAUGAAUUUGAUAGUUACUUCAUCUAGAGUUUUCGGCAGUUCCUUUUUUAAAUGUUCUUUUCCCCUAUAUUUUAGAGUUAAAAUUGGCAUGCUGUAAAACAAACAUACCUCAAGGUUUAAAAUAAAUCUUUUUUUUCCCCCCUAGUAUUAUUGAAACAAAGAAAAUAGUUUCAAUAGAAGUAACAGACAGACAAUAAGGUCUGUUUUUUGCAUAAACAAUGCAAAAGAGCAAAAAAAAAAAGCAUUAUUGAAUGAUAUUAGAGCACAAGCACUAACAGAGCCCUUUAAAAAAAGAGUUCUUGCAUAUAAUAUAAUAGGGUCAUAAAUGACCACACUUGGUCAUUUUAGUGGCUAAAGGAGCAUGGUCACUUGAGGGUUAAACACCAACACAUGUAAAUGAUAACAUGAAAUGGAUUCAAACAGAUUCUCAGGAUGGAAGCUGACUUUCCUUCAAUGUUAAGUUUCACUGUGUGGCUUAUUCCUCCAUGUUUCUAUAAACCGCUUUUACUAAGACAGUACAAUAAUAUGUAUUUUACAGAGUAAGAUACUUUAUAACAAAUGUAAAAAUAAUGGAUACGUCUGUAAUACACAAGUUUAGUUGAGGAUGAGGAGUCCCAAACGUAUGUCAAAGCCAUACUUUGAUGCAGCCCCUUUAAAUACAUGCUGUAUAAGAUGUACCCAUAUUUUUAUACAUAGAUCUCAAACUACAGUGGGACAUGUCGAAAAGAUAGAGCCUUGUUCUUCUGAGGUAAAGUGAACAAUGGUGUGAACGUAUAUAAUAAUACGUCAUUUCCUGUGUGCGCACACAGACACAAAUUUAUGCCAAGAACUCGGAGUAGUUUAAUCAGAUGAAAGUUUUAUUUCAAAUUCACUUGACUUUUAAUGUGCAUAUUUUCCUAUUUGUGCAGAGUACAGCUGAGUACACUUAAUUGAUGUAUAGAUAUAUUGAUAUGUAAGAGUGGAUUUUUAAUGCUGGGAGCUGCUUCACCUUUGUGUCCCUCCUGAUGGUUCAGACGUGGUUGUUAGGUAGUGACUCACUUUAUGCUGACAGUGAAAAUCACACGUGUUUUGUGACAUUGCAUUUUCAAGUAUUUUCAUGAACUCUGAUGCGUUAGUGACUUAAAGUGGUUUUAUAACUGAUAGCAUUGCUUUGUUCUUAAUCAUUUUGGUGCUAAGGUCUCAACGGUAUUGUGGAUACUGCGGACUUUCCUUCAUACAUCCACACACGCAAGUAGCAGCAGUAUCAGAGAGAGUUGAACACACUGCAGUUUUUUUGUUUUAAAAGCACAGGUAAAUAGAAAAAAACACAAGCAGAUUUAGAAACAUUCAGAGAAAAUAACCAACUACAGAGAAGUGCUGCACAGACAACACCUGAAAGAUUUACAGGGGACGCAAAAACGAUAGACUGUGUUUGGCUGACGGAGCACAGUCUAUCGACUUGCAGCUGACUUGCUGCUGACUUCAAUAACUUAAGUCACAAAAACAACAAGCAUGUAUGGAAGCUGUAUGGACAACAAACAUUUUUUGGCAUCCAUGAGUAAAAUCUUUGACUAACUAACUUCUGAGAAAAUUACUUGAAAUUGAAAUAAAUACAUUUUUUACUUACGGCUCAAAACUAGGGUUGUCAACAUUAAUGCAGAUUAAUCCGUCAUCACACUUAACGCGAUUAAAAUUUUAUGCAAUUCACCCAUCUGAAUUGCAGAAUGACUCAAAAUCCCUGAAAUGUCUCCGUCAAUGUAUUUCGGGCAGUUUGUCCAAAGUUUGUCCAUUCUGACCGCCAAAGAUUUUAAUCACAUUAAUCAUGAUGAUGCGUUAAUGUUGAGAGUCCUAGUCAAAAUCUAUGUAUGUUUGUUUGUUUUUGGUGUGGUGGCAAAAAAGCUUCCUUAUAGUUUGGUUUAUCACCUCUUUGUGUCCUCUAGAAAUAUUUCCAGUUUUUGAAUAGGCCUUUGUGAGGGUUUGACUAGUACCUAUGUAAGCACAUACAUGAAAGGCAACCAAAAUCUGUAUUGUUCUGUUGCUUUCAACAAUUUAAUAUUUGAUAUUUAGCAAAACUAAAUAUCAGAAUAUUUUAAUCUACGUGAUUUGGCUCCGUUUUAAGCCUCUGUAUUUAAAACCUUCUGUCUGAUUGAGUGUUGGAUUUGCAGUUGAUGCGCUGGCAGAUGGAAGAUACUUAAAAAAAUUAAUUGCUACUUGCAUGCAUUUCAUUAAACUAGAGCGUGUUGAGCUCCCUUUGGUUUGUUGUUGAGGCCAAACGUCUUUAUCGUUAUUAAUUUAGAGUCAGUUACAGCUUAAAUAACCAUUAACAGGAAAUGCAUACAAACACAUUAUGCUGAUGUACUGUUUGGUUUUCAGCCAGUCAAGAAGCGCUUUGAUCAUUUAAUCACUGUGUUGUUUUCAUGUAAUUAAUUUAUGAACAUUAGACAAAAGUAUGUAAACUCAAAUAAUGACUGUUCAAACCACAAGAAGUCAGAUCUAGUAAUGUAACAAAGAUAAAAUAAGCUUUGUGCCAUUAAGACUUGGUGAACAAACAUUUUCAGCUGUUGUUGGUGUAAAUAUUUUGCAGAUGAUAGUUUGGUUAGUGGCCCCGCUUUUACUUUUGUUUUUACUUUUUCACACUUGAUUUCUGUGAAUGUUGAAACUUUGAGUUCAGUAUUACAUUGUUAAGAUUUGCUUUUAAGUUUUAAUGAAAUGCAGGUUGGUGCAAUAUUUUGAUGCUUUAAAAGUCGGUUUUGAGCCUUUGUGAUUUUAGAUGUGAUGAACUUUGACAAUCUCAAAAAACAGGAGGGAAGCAGAACGAUACAUUCCUUACUUCUUUGUUAGUUAUUGGGACAAAGCUUUAUAGUCGACUUAGACUGUUUAGACGUGUACCUCUAGUCAGGAGAUAUUUUACUCACUAUGUGUUUUUCUUAGGUUUACAUGAUAAUGUGUGGCAGAAAUCCACCAAGCCAAAACAUUCCUGACACGUUACUCAUUCACGCUUCACAGUGCAGGAUGAUGUUAGUGAAAAAUGAGUUUCACGUGAUUGUGAAGGCACUUGCAUGACAAAUAACUGAUGUACUUGGUCUAGUUUACUAACAACAGAUGUAACAACUGUAAAACUGCUUAAUUCUGUACAUUCUUUGUUUACAUAUUGAGCUUUGAACAAGCUUCAUUGUCAUAAUUAAAGGAUUUAAAACA